Molecule: messenger RNA, 7153 nt
Organism: Lepus europaeus (European hare)
Lineage: Eukaryota; Metazoa; Chordata; Mammalia; Lagomorpha; Leporidae
Gene: SLK
Product: STE20 like kinase
Exons: 18
Coding region: 130-3762 (1210 amino acids)
Biological process (GO): protein phosphorylation
Molecular function (GO): protein binding; protein serine/threonine kinase activity; ATP binding
Source: RefSeq, a predicted model, not a curated record
CGCGGGAGCCGGAGACCCCGCGCCGCCGCCCGUCCGCCGGGCUCGCGCGGAGAAGGAGGCGGAGAAACUUUGCCUUUUAUUGUUGUUUCUAGUCCUUGAGUGCAAGGAACUCUGUGGGGGGGAGGAAAAAUGUCCUUCUUCAAUUUCCGUAAGAUCUUCAAGUUGGGCAGCGAGAAGAAGAAGAAGCAGUACGAGCACGUGAAGAGGGACCUGAACCCCGAGGAGUUUUGGGAAAUCAUAGGCGAGCUGGGCGACGGAGCCUUCGGGAAAGUGUACAAGGCCCAGAAUAAAGAGACUAAUGUUUUAGCUGCUGCAAAGGUGAUUGACACAAAAUCUGAAGAGGAACUUGAAGAUUACAUGGUUGAGAUUGAUAUAUUAGCAUCUUGUGAUCACCCAAAUAUAGUCAAACUUCUGGAUGCAUUCUAUUAUGAAAACAAUCUUUGGAUCCUCAUUGAAUUUUGUGCAGGUGGAGCAGUAGAUGCUGUGAUGCUUGAACUUGAGAGACCAUUAACUGAGUCCCAAAUACAAGUUGUUUGCAAACAGACUUUGGAGGCAUUGAACUACUUACAUGAUAAUAAAAUCAUCCACAGAGAUCUAAAAGCUGGCAACAUACUUUUUACUUUAGAUGGAGAUAUUAAAUUAGCGGAUUUUGGAGUAUCAGCUAAAAACACAAGGACAAUUCAAAGAAGAGACUCUUUUAUCGGCACACCAUAUUGGAUGGCUCCUGAAGUAGUCAUGUGUGAAACAUCUAAGGACAGACCCUAUGACUACAAAGCUGAUGUCUGGUCCCUGGGCAUCACUUUAAUAGAAAUGGCUGAGAUAGAACCACCUCAUCAUGAAUUAAAUCCAAUGAGAGUGCUGCUAAAAAUUGCAAAAUCGGAGCCUCCUACAUUGGCACAGCCAUCGAGAUGGUCUUCAGAUUUUAAGGACUUUCUUAAAAAAUGCUUGGAAAAGAAUGUGGAUGCUAGGUGGAAUACAUCUCAGCUUCUACAGCAUCCAUUUGUUACUGUUGAUUCCAACAAACCCAUCCGAGAAUUGAUUGCAGAGGCCAAGGCUGAAGUAACAGAAGAAGUUGAAGAUGGCAAAGAGGAAGAUGAUGAUGAGGAAACAGAAAAUUCUCUGCCAAUACCUGCAAGUAAGCGUGCCUCCUCUGACCUUAGUAUUGCCAGCUCUGAAGAAGAUAAACUUUCACAAAAUGCUUGUAUUUUGGAAUCUGUCUCAGAGAAAACAGAACACAAAAUUUCUGAAGAUAAAUUCAGCAGCAAAAUUGUUAAUGAAAACUCCACAACUACUGAACCUGAAAAGGCCAUGGAGAGUGUCAAUGAACAUGUUAAUGCUCAUUUAGAAGCUCUCACUGACCUCCAUGAUAGAACAGCGAUUCUCAAGGAGAAUGGGAGAGAGGAGAAGAGACCUAAACUUGAAAAUUUACAUGAGGCAGAAGACCAAGAAACUGUGGAUGUUAAUUCAGUCGCUGAAGGAAAAGAGAAUAAUAUAAUGAUAACUUUAGGAACAAACACUGAAUACAAUCCUGAGGAAGGAAAGGAUCAUCAGGACAAGCAACAGAUAUUUGAAAGUAAACUUGUAAAAUCUGAAGAAAUUAAAGAUACUACUAUUCAAACAGUGGAUUUAGUUUCUCAAGAAACUGGAGAAAAAGAGAUGGAUGAUCAGUCAGUUGAUAAGGAAAUUGGGCUUAUGAAGGAAGAUACUCAGGAGAAAUUGGCAAAAGAUGACAACACUCAAAACAGUGUAAUCAGUGAUAUAAGCAAUGUAGUAGGAACAAAUGAGGCAGUAGACGUUGCUCAGAAGGCAGCUGAAAACAGUGCUGAGCAAGCUCAGAGUCAUGAUCUGGAAGAAGUGGUUGAAGUUGGUCAGAAAUUAAUUAAUAAGCUCACGGAGGGCUCUGAGGCUGGAGGUGCUGAGGAAGUUCCUGUUAAAGAUACAGUUGAAAUUAAUGAGCUAGAUCAAAAAUCUAUAGAAGGCAAAAAUGAGGAACAAUUAAGCAAAAGUUCAGAAAACACAUCGGAGACCAAUGAGGAACCAGGAACAAAUGAAUUAGAGGAACUUACUGGAUCAAGUAGUGCUGAAGAAAUAGAGGUCACAAGUGCAGCGACUGAUGCUGACCAAAAGGCUUUGGAAAGUGAAACUCAGGAUGCUCCCAUAGCCACUACUCAGAUAGACACAGAAAAAAAAGAAAUCCCAUGUGAAAUGCCAAGUAAAACAGAACCUCAAGUUACUACUGUAGCUUCUCAACCCAGUGAACCUGUGUCUGUUCCAAUACCCAGUAUUAACAUCAACUCUGAAGAAGCAGAAACUAAAGGAGAAAUAGGUGCUUUACCAAAACCUGAAGGCAUGCUGCCACCAGAAUCAGAGAAUCAAAAGGAAAAUGAUACUGAUUCAGGCACUGGGUCCACUGCUGAUAAUAGCAGCAUUGACUUGAAUUUAUCCAUCUCUAGCUUCCUAAGUAAAACUAAAGACAGUGGAUCAAUAUCUUUACAAGAAACAAGAAGACAAAAGAAAACAUUGAAGAAAACACGCAAAUUUAUUGUUGAUGGUGUAGAAGUGAGUGUAACAACGUCAAAGAUAGUUACAGAUAGUGAUUCCAAAACUGAAGAAUUGAGAUUUCUUAGACGUCAGGAACUUCGGGAAUUAAGAUUUCUUCAAAAAGAAGAGCAAAGAGCCCAACAACAGCUUAAUGGCAAAUUGCAGCAACAACGGGAACAAAUUUUCCGGCGCUUUGAGCAAGAAAUGAUGAGUAAAAAGCGACAGUAUGACCAGGAAAUAGAGAAUCUAGAAAAACAGCAGAAACAGACCAUUGAACGUCUGGAACAAGAACAUACAAAUCGCUUGCGAGAUGAAGCCAAGCGCAUUAAAGGAGAACAAGAGAAAGAGCUGUCCAAAUUUCAGAAUAUACUAAAGAACCGAAAGAAGGAGGAACAAGAAUUUGUUCAGAAGCAACAACAAGAAUUAGAUGGCUCUUUGAAAAAGAUCAUCCAACAACAGAAGGCAGAGUUAGCCAAUAUUGAAAGAGAGUGCCUGAAUAACAAACAACAACUCAUGAGAGCUCGAGAAGCUGCAAUUUGGGAGCUUGAAGAACGACACUUACAAGAAAAACACCAGCUGCUCAAACAGCAACUUAAAGAUCAGUAUUUCAUGCAGAGACAUCAGCUACUUAAGCGACAUGAAAAGGAAACAGAACAAAUGCAGCGUUACAAUCAACGACUUAUUGAGGAGCUGAAAAACCGACAGACUCAGGAAAGAGCAAGACUGCCCAAGAUUCAACGCAGUGAAGCCAAGACUCGAAUGGCCAUGUUUAAGAAAAGUUUGAGAAUUAACUCAACAGCCACACCAGAUCAGGACCGUGACAAAAUUAAACAAUUUGCAGCCCAGGAAGAAAAGAGGCAGAAAAAUGAGAGAAUGGCUCAGCAUCAAAAACAUGAAAAUCAAAUGCGAGAUCUUCAGCUGCAGUGUGAAGCCAACGUGAGAGAACUGCAUCAGCUGCAGAAUGAAAAAUGCCACCUGUUGGUUGAGCAUGAGACUCAGAAACUAAAAGAGCUAGAUGAAGAACACAGCCAAGAAUUAAAGGAGUGGAGAGAGAAGUUGAGACCUAGGAAAAAGACAUUGGAAGAAGAGUUUGCCAGGAAACUCCAGGAACAGGAAGUGUUCUUUAAAAUGACUGGAGAGUCUGAAUGCCUUAACCCAUCAACACAGAGCCGAAUUUCUAAAUUCUAUCCCAUUCCUAGCUUGCAUUCCACUGGAUCGUAACAGUGGGAGGACUUCUGUGGUCUGGGUGGCUUUUUAAAUAUGUCCUUGUAUUCUCUUCAUCUUCUGCCAUGGAGACAAUCACCUGCCUCACCUUCUAGAGUGUUGUGUUUUUUUGUUUUUUUGUUUUGUUUUGUUUCAGGAAAAGAUGAAGGGAAAGUGAACUAAGACAGAUGCUGGGCCAUGUUGGCAAAGUAGCAUCUUAUGUAGUAUUUCCCUAAGGUGACUUUGUAUAUUAUUCUUAAAAAUUGUGUUCUUCAGACACUGUUACCUGCAAAAUUGUUAGAGAAAUAAUGUUUAAAUUUGUUUUUUAAAAACCUGUUACAUUACUAAGUAUUGUUAAUAAAUAUCUUUUUACUUGAUCUGAAUUCUCAAUGAUGUCUACAUUCUGUAGAUGAGACUGUGCUGUAGGGAGUUAGAGUAAUUUUCAUUUGGUGAAUCAGCACUCAUAAAACUAUAUAAGUUGCUCAGAAUAUGCUGUUGAUUCAGCAAAUAAAUAUAUUUUUUCUUUAAAUAGAGUCUUUUUGAAGGAAAAAGUUAUUUCAGUAAUUUGUUGAAAAUAAUUGCCUGUUUAGGCAUGAGCUAAUUAAUGACUGAGGGUGCUAGUUUUAUUAAAGAUAGUGCCUGUAGGACUAAAUUCCAGUCAAUAGGAUUUUCUUUUUGAUCAGUAGGGACAAAACACCCUUAGUAUUAAGUUUUAUUGUUUUUAAAUGCUCUGUUAUUUGAUAAAUAUUUUCAUCCUGAAAUAUAUGUUAUACUAAGUUUGGAAAAGCAAAAAAAUAGCUUUUAGAUUUGCAAGUUGGAAAUGUAAAAUUCACAAAAUUAAAAGUAAGAUAGAUUUGGUUGUCCCAGUUUAUUUCUUAAUAUAUCAACUGGUUAGAAAACUUGUCUCCAUCAUAGCAAAUUUUGUUAUAUUUCAAACUGUCAGAAGCCUGUAUGUUCUGAGUUAUAUUUAUAAAUAUAUUUUAUGAAAUUAAUCUUAAAAGAGACAUUUGUUCACAAUACUUUUCAAACAGGAUUUAAAUAUUAAGACAAAUAUUAGAAAUGACUUUUUCUUAUUUUGAAAUGAGGUUUUAUUUUAUUCCAUGUUUAAAUUAUUUACUUUGAUUUACGUGGGAAAAGCCUGAAACCUUUAUCAUGUGGUUGCUGAUAUGUGUAAUUAUUAAUGAAAUUUCACUCUUAGUUCCUUUUGAGGCUUAGAAUUUCAGUGUGUCAGGUCAAACAGUAUUACAGUCUGUACUUGGGUGCAGGAGAGAGAGCACAUUUGUAAAUGGUGCUUGCUGCCUGCCAUUUGCAACCUAUUCUCUUUUAAGAGUAGUAGGUACCAAAUUGUAAAAGUUUGAGUUUUUAGUUAUAUUACUUUUGAGGCUGGUGAAAAAUUUAAAUGUAAUGUUCUGGGAACACUGAUUUGAUAUUAAGAAAAUGUAUAUGUCUGUAGCACUUUCUUUCAGUUAAUUUGAAAACUUUGGAUGCUGAACCUUAUUUUGGUGGUUUAAAGGAUUUAAAAAUGCAUGUAUGAUUUUAACUUUGUAAUUGUUCUGACAAGUAAAAUUACUUGGACAACUUUGUAGGUAGCCUUAACUUCUGGCCAAGUUUGUUUUUUAUAUAAAUAUAUAUAUAUACAUAUAUAUAUUAUGUAUGUUGUAAAUUCAUACACUUAUCACAUGAAUGUGUUGCUGUAUACAAAACUCUUAAUGCUUUAUUCUCAAAUGCUGGGUUAAAAAUUGUUUUGAAAGCCUUUUAAAAUAUAUAUCUUUAUAAAGUAAUAUUCAGGAUGAUGAUGGAAAUUGUUUAUAUUGUUAUGAUAAAAAUGAUUGUAUAAUGUUGCCCAGUGUAUUUAAUGAUUAUUUGAAGAGGGAGAGGGGAGGAAGGUUCUCAUACUACUUUCUCCUUUGAAAUUUUCAGUUUAUUGGCUUUUAAAAAAUGAAUACUUCAGGCAGUGAGCAUUUUUUCAAUACCAUUUAAAUAUCCUGUGCUAAAUAGUUUAUGGCACAUUAUUAAUUUGGUCUGAAUAUUUGAUUCUUUCUAAUCCUUCCGACUUGACAUUCAGAGUGUUGAAUCAAGGCGAGAGGCUCAGAGAGGAACAGUUAAACACCUGGGGUAAGUUUAUCAGCAACUCCCGCACCUCCCUUAGAACCGCCCUUUGGAUUCAGUGUUUGUGCUGGAGUUCUCUUUCAAAUAUGACCAUGGGGGUGUAGGACAUGCAGAGGUGAAUCAUUCAUUUAAUGCUUAAAGUUAUAUAAAUCUUUUCAAAAAGUGUUUUCUUAUAGAAUGUGCUGUUUGUAUCCAUGCCUUCCCACCUUGUACACAGCCCUGUGUUCAAAUAGGUAAUAAUGAUCUUUUCCUGCAUGAAGUGAGGGUGAGGAAGCUGCUACAAGUGCAGCCAAAUCCAUUCCUCAUUUGGGUGGUUGUUGCUGUGGGAGAAUGUGCUGUGACAUGUGCAAAAGAAAUUCUCAGUAUGUGCGCCCUAGACAGUAACCUCCCCUCGUUUCCCUGAGGGCCGUGGACACACAAGGCCUCUGCUCUUCUGCAGGUCUUGCUCCUAGAGCCCAGGGCACCAGACUGCCUUUCCUAGACCUGUCAACCCACAGGGUAUGAAUUACUGAAUUAGCUGCUAUUCUGUGUGGAGUCACAUUAAGCUUUUUCUUACCCUUUCUUAUAGGAAACUGGAGGGUGGGAAAGGAAAAAUUCAGAGUGCUUUCAUUUUGUUCAAACAAUUAGAACCUUCCUAUGACAGGAUCUAACAAGUCAUUAUUAAAUAUAAACCAGAACCAAAGCUACCUCUACUCUAGUGUUUCCUCAAGCACAAAGCUCUCAGGCAUUAAUGAGACCCUCGUCUCCGAUUUCUUGAGCAUCAGCAAGUUCCAGAAGUGAUUGUUUUUUGUAGUCUUCUGGUCCCCUUGUAAGUACACACUUUCCCCUGUUCCACACUGUGCUGAAAUGACAAGGAUUCUUCUGAGAAGCCAAAUUCUGUCCAGGCAUGAGCUAGAGAUGCUGUUGAGUAAAGGAAAACCUAGAACUGAAGGGAAGAAGGGAAUUCCUGUGCUAAUAGUCUUUUGAUUCAAUAAAUCAGUUCUUUUCUGCGAAAUGGUCUUUUCUAGGAAAUGGGAUGAUAUUUUUAAAUGUUUUUCUCAAGUUGAGGGCAUAACAAUUAAUUCCUCCGUUGUUGCUGUUCUGUGGCUGAUGACGGUUUUGAAAAAGCUUUAACAUUUCUGCUCCUAAGCUUGGGAUAGAGUGUUUUUACCAGUUUUUAAGUGUUGGCUGCAGCUUUUUGUGAUCCUCUGAUUUGCAGUGUUGUAAGUUCACAAACUAAAUUUUCAGAAAGAAUUUUGUUCCAGGUCAUGCCUCUUGUCUCUUUGGGAUCAACAUGUCUUUUCAAUCAUGAGAUUGGCAA